Messenger RNA from Morone saxatilis (striped sea-bass), 2112 nucleotides. RefSeq names its product netrin 1a (gene ntn1a). The record is from RefSeq and is a predicted model, not a curated record. The coding region runs from base 254 to 2074 and encodes 606 amino acids. NCBI's taxonomy places the organism in Eukaryota, Metazoa, Chordata, Actinopteri, Moronidae. The transcript has 7 exons. Gene Ontology annotation, molecular function: protein binding.
AGAGAGAGAGAGGUUGUGAAAAGACCGGCAGGAGGAGUGGGACUAGCUAUAAGGACACUAGCGACUCUUAAAAUCCAGCAGCUCCUCUGUUUUUUAUGCAGGAGAUUUGAAGAAACAAACAAGAAAACAGGAGGAGCUGUGAUUGAAGCCCGUUAUAGAAAAGUGGCCGAAGAUCAUCGUCGGUAUUUUUACAUCUUUUUAAAAAAAAUAUAUCCUCAGCGGCACAGACACUUGGGGACCGAGGGGACCGACCAUGACAAGGGCUGUGGAUGUUGUGCUGACUCUGCUGCUCGCCGCGUCCCUGUCGUGCCGGAGCGCCCUCGGCGGGUACGGGAUGAGCCUGUUCGCUGCGCAGACCUCUCCCCCGGACCCCUGCUACGACGAGCACGGCAACCCGCGGCGCUGCAUCCCGGACUUCGUCAACUCCGCCUUCGGGAAGGAAGUGAAGGUGUCCAGCACCUGCGGCAAGGUGCCCGGUCGCUACUGCGUGGUCACGUCGGCGGAGAAAGGAGACGAGAGGACCAGGAACUGUCACACCUGCGAUGCCUCGGACCCCAAGAAGUACCACCCUCCUGCGUACCUGACGGACCUCAACAACCCGCACAACCUCACCUGCUGGCAGUCCGAGAACUUCAUCCAGUACCCGCAGAAUGUCACCCUGACUCUGUCCCUCGGAAAGAAGUUUGAGGUCACUUAUGUGAGCCUGCAGUUCUGCUCGCCUCGACCAGAAUCCAUGGUCAUUUACAAGUCCAUGGACAACGGUAAAACGUGGGUGCCCUUUCAGUUUUACUCGACCCAGUGCAGGAAGAUGUAUAACAAACCGAACCGGGCCGUUAUCACGAAGCAGAACGAGCAGGAGGCCGUGUGCACGGACUCCCACACCGACAUGUACCCUCUGACCGGCGGGCUCAUCGCCUUCAGCACGCUGGACGGCAGACCGUCGGCGCACGACUUUGACAACUCCCCGGUGCUGCAGGACUGGGUGACGGCCACCGACAUUAAAGUCAUCUUCAGCCGGUUGCACACUUUCGGCGACGAGAACGAGGACGACUCGGAGCUUGCCCGGGACUCGUACUUCUACGCCGUGUCGGACCUGCAGGUCGGAGGGAGAUGCAAAUGCAACGGGCACGCGUCUCGGUGCGUAAAGGACCGGGAUGGGAGUCUGGUGUGCGAGUGCAAGCACAACACCGCUGGGCCGGAAUGCGACAGGUGCAAACCUUUCCACUACGACAGACCGUGGCAGAGAGCCACAGCCAGGGAGGCCAACGAGUGUGUCGCCUGUAACUGCAACCUUCACGCCCGAAGGUGUCGUUUCAACAUGGAGCUGUACAAGCUAUCAGGGAGGAAGAGUGGAGGAGUCUGCCUCAACUGUCGCCAUAACACGGCUGGACGCCACUGCCACUACUGCAAGGAGGGCUACUACAGAGACCUGUCCAAACCUAUCUCACACAGGAAAGCCUGCAAAGCAUGCGAUUGCCAUCCCGUGGGUGCUGCUGGCAAAACCUGUAACCAAACCACAGGACAAUGUCCCUGUAAAGACGGCGUGACUGGUAUCACGUGCAACCGCUGUGCUAAAGGCUACCAGCAGAGCCGCUCGCCCAUUGCCCCCUGCAUAAAGAUUCCAGUUGCACCUCCUACAACCCCAUCAAGCAGUACAGAGGAGCCAUCAGACUGCGACUCUUAUUGCAAGGCGUCUAAAGGCAAACUGAAAAUCAACAUGAAGAAGUACUGCAAGAAAGAUUACGCCGUCCAGGUACACAUCCUGAAGGCAGACAAAGCUGGAGAGUGGUGGAAGUUCACCGUCAACAUCAUCUCCGUCUACAAGCAGGGCGAGAGCCGCAUCCGCCGCGGGGACCAGUUCCUGUGGGUCCGCGCCAAAGACGUGGCCUGCAAGUGUCCCAAGAUUAAGCCUGGGAAGAAGUACCUGCUGCUGGGGAAUGACGAGGACUCUCCCGGCCAGAGCGGAGUGGUGGCAGACAAAGGAAGCCUGGUUAUCCAGUGGAGGGACACAUGGGCGCGCAGGCUCAGGAAGUUCCAGCAGCGUGAGAAGAAAGGCAAGUGCAAGAAGCCAUAGGCGGAAAAAGAUGGAGAGGAUGCCGGAGAGGGAGAGGG